Messenger RNA from Carassius auratus (goldfish), 1395 nucleotides. RefSeq names its product uromodulin-like 1. The record is from RefSeq and is a predicted model, not a curated record. Lineage: Eukaryota; Metazoa; Chordata; Actinopteri; Cypriniformes; Cyprinidae. The transcript has 4 exons. Bases 113 to 532 code for a protein of 139 amino acids.
UCUGUGUCCCUGCUGGUGUGUGAAGUAUUCACUUUCCAUCAGUCUCUCUGCUCUGUUGCCAAUAGCACAUUGCCAAAAUAUCCAGAGACAGCACUAUGUGUGCUUUCAGCAAAUGCUGCCUAUAGACCCUCAUGGCAUUAGACUGCUUCCUAGCGUCCUGUCAAAGAGCGCCAGCUUCACCAUCAGUCUCUUCCAGAUGAUCAAUUACUCCACCGCGUACCUGCACUGUGACCUCAGCGUGUGUUUGAGGAACCGUUCUGAGUGCGAGAAGCAGUGCGUUCAGAGUCGAAAUGCGCAUCUCAGAGAGGAACCAGGGGCUAUCUUCAGCAGCACGGGAAACCGCAUUUCUUUUGGCCCUGUUUUGAAAGAAGCAGACAAUUCAUCAUUCUCUGAAACAGCAGAUGACACUGAAGCCGUGGUGAUGAUUAUCAGCUCAGUGGCCAGCUGUUUGCUGGCAUGUUUGGCUCUCUUUCUUGUCUGGAUGGCAAACAGACGUUGUCUGCAAAGGUCCAGGACCCUUUGUGAAUGCUAACUGAACAGAGCUCACUGCAAACCAGCCAACUGGACUGAAAUCUGCAUUGAGCAUUCAAUCAUUAUCUGACAGUUUUUGAAUUGCUCAUAAUUAUGUUUAGUUAGCUGCACUGGGAAACUGAUUAAACUAUUAAAGUUUUUUAAAGAGGCCCAAUUUGCUCUUGAAAAUGCGAUUAUUCUAUCAUGCUUUAAAUGUUACAAUAGAGCUGUAAAAAAUGCAAGCCAGUCAGCCAUUUCAUUGUGAACACUUAUACAUUAUAUACUUAUAUAUAUACACUAAGUAAAUGUGUAUGGAUUGUUAACAAACAGCCAUUUAAAGGGAUAAUUCAUAUAAGAGCUUGCCCUAAUGUCAUUCCAAAACCUUUCUUUCCUCUGCGUAAAGGUGAGAUUUACCUUAGUUCCGCAAAUUUUCACCCAAAAAAUGCAAUAAUUUCUUUGAAUUCCAUGUGAGGGCAUUGGGUUCAAGUUGGUCACACAGACUGUCUGAAAGUGACUUCUUCUGUGUGAGUUGUAGUGUAUACAUUCCCACACUAUUGACAAUGUACUGUGACUGUAGACACUACAGGCAAAAACACUCAUGCAUCAAUGUCAUGCAUUAAUGACAUUUUGGUUUUUCUCAAAAAUAUCUCAGAUGUAUUUUUUUUUCAGACUAGUAGAAAGAAAACAUCCAAAAUGCACUUUAAGUGCUACUUUUAUAACAACUUAUGUAUUUGUGUUUGUAGAUUUCAGGCACAAUUCAUAUCUUUAAAGGCCAUUUUCUCAAAAGGUGAUUUUUCUCCGACUCUGACUCAUAAAUCUCCACUUCAGUAUCACUCACAUACACCAUCUAUAUUCUAUAGGUUUUCACAGAGGGGUUUGUUCAGA